Messenger RNA from Ophidiomyces ophidiicola, 822 nucleotides. RefSeq lists its product as uncharacterized. Bases 1 to 822 code for a protein of 273 amino acids. The record is from RefSeq and is a predicted model, not a curated record. The transcript has 2 exons. NCBI's taxonomy places the organism in Eukaryota, Fungi, Ascomycota, Eurotiomycetes, Onygenales, Onygenaceae.
AUGGCCGCCGACCCGGUGCCCGCGCCCGCACCCGCGCUGCCCGACGUCGUGCUGAGCCCCGACGCCGUGCUCAAGGACAACGUCACCUGGCGCUACGGCAAGGCGCCCGACUACUCGCGCACGCGCCAGUUCUACCAGGAGGGUGAGCAGAUGGCCCUUAGAGAGAGAGAGAAGAGUAUAUUUGCUGACCGGCCAGGCAAAACGCGCAGCCACGAGCCCGGCAGCCUGCCGGCGCUGGUGGAGAACCUGGUGAAGAACUGGGAGAUCGAGGCGUCGUUCAAGACGAAGCUGUCGGAGUGGCGCACGGUGGACCCGAGCUGCUACAAGUUCUCGUUCAACGGCGGGCCGGCGCAGGACGGCAACCACAUGCUGCGGGUGGGCACGUACAACGCGCUCAUCCCGGCCAACGAGUACUACGACCCGGACAAGCUCGACUUCGCCAUGAGCCACAAGGCGUUCAAGCGCAUGAUGCCGACGUUCGCGUGGGAGGUGCUGGACGUGUACAGCGGGCCGCCGUGCGUGGUGUUCAAGUGGCGCCACUGGGGGGUGAUGCAGAACGACUACGCGGGCAUGAACGACAAGGGCCAGAAGGUCACGGCGAAGGCGCACGGCGGCAUGAUCGACAUCCAGGGCAUGCUGGUGGCGCGCGUCAACGAGCAGCUGCAGAUCGAGUCGAUCGAGGUGUGGUACGACCCGCUGGAGAUGUUCCGGCAGAUCGCACGCGACGGCAGCGCGGUGUCGACGUCGUCGCGCGUCGGGCUGGGGCUCAAGGGCGGCAAGCCGGCGGGCUGCCCGGCCAUGCAGCAGUGGGCCGGGCCGUAG